This is a messenger RNA of Naegleria fowleri, 5304 nucleotides long. RefSeq lists its product as uncharacterized. The transcript is spliced from 2 exons. Gene Ontology annotation, cellular component: Golgi apparatus. Lineage: Eukaryota; Heterolobosea; Eutetramitea; Acrasida; Naegleriidae. The record is from RefSeq and is a predicted model, not a curated record. Gene Ontology annotation, biological process: carbohydrate phosphorylation; N-glycan processing to lysosome. Gene Ontology annotation, molecular function: UDP-N-acetylglucosamine-lysosomal-enzyme N-acetylglucosaminephosphotransferase activity. The coding region runs from base 1 to 5304 and encodes 1767 amino acids.
AUGUUACCCACCACCACCACCACGACUACUAGUAUUACUACAAGCAACAACAACACCUAUAAAAAGUACACAUGUGGUUGCAUUCCUAAUCGAUUCACUAAACCCAUUCAAAGAUCUUUUUAUUCCUUUGCAACCUCCAAAUGGGGUGUCAUUCUAUUAAUUAUUGUGACCUUCAUUACUCUCAAUUCCAUUCUUCAUUUAUUACAAUCUUUAUUAGAUAUUUCAAUUAUGGAUAAAACAACAUUGGUUGAAGAUGAUGUUUCACAAAUGGGAAGUUAUUGUCAUCGGAUGUACAAAGAUAACAUUAUGAAAGUGAAUUCAAUUUCUAAAUUAUGUUAUGAACCAAUGGAUAUUGUUUAUACUUGGGUGAAUGGUUCUGAUCCAAUUCAUAAAGCAUUAUUGAAAGAAUAUACAGAACAACAAGAACAACAACAAUUAACAGAACAAGAUGAAAAUGAUGACAGCGAAACUACUACCAAGACGACUACAACGAGUCGUAUGAGUACUAGUAGUAGUAGUACUACUACUACUACAACUGGUGGUACUACAACAAGCACUACAACUGGUAAUGACAGCAGUUGCAAUGGAAGGGAAGAAGAAGAAAAAUUAAAUCAAGUCAUUGACAAGACUUCAAAAAAGAAGAAGACCAAUUCUCAUCAUCCUACUCUGAAGAAGAAGAAACUCGUUCACACAACUCGUGCUUCUACCACCACUGCAUCUCGUGCUUCUACCACCAAUGAUCAUACUAAUAGUAAUCAUAAUAUCAAUAAUAAUAAUAUCAAUAAUAAUAUCAAUAACGAUAAUCAUAAUAUCAAUAAUAAUAAUAUCAAUAAUAAUAAUAUCAAUAAUAAUAUCAAUAAUAAUAAUACGAAUCAUUCCAAUAAUAAUACUACUCAACAACAAGACAACACUGUCAGUGGUUCCAAUCGUUUUAGAGAUAAUGAUGAAUUGAAAUUCAGUUUAAGAAGUUUAGAAAGAUUUGCUCCAUGGGUUCGAAAUAUUUAUAUUGUCACCAAUGGUCAAGUACCCAAUUGGUUAAAUAUUAAGAAUCCAAAAAUCAAAAUUGUGAAACAUUCAGAUAUUUAUAGAGAUGUUUCACAUUUACCUGUAUUUAGUUCUCCAUCCAUAGAAUCUCAUAUUCAUAGAAUACCUGGUCUAUCUAAAAAGUUUAUCUAUUUAAAUGAUGAUGUCAUGUUUGGAAAUUUUGUCUAUCCUGAAGAUUUUUAUAGUCAUUCGACAGGACAAAAAGUAUUUCUCAGUUGGGAAGUUCCACCAUGUGCAAGUGGAUGUCAAGAAUCAUGGUUAGGAGAUGGUUAUUGUGAUUUGUCAUGUAAUGUCACUCAAUGUGAUUUUGAUGGUGGUGAUUGUAUUGGAAAUAAUGUGAGAAUGUCGUAUGGAUCUUCCUCAUAUGGUAAUUCCUGGAAUAACUGGAAUACUGGAACUUCCAAUGUUCCUUCUUGGAUGUCAGCAGGAUCUUCAUUGAAAUCUAAUUACAAUAAUUAUUGUUCUGCUUCAUGUCCUGAUUCAUGGAUUGGUGAUCGAUUUUGUGAUCGACCAUGUAAUGUUAAGGAAUGUGGUUUCGAUGCAGGUGAUUGUGAUUUUAAAGAAUUGAAAAGAGUUUUAUUGCAUCAAGAUGUGACUGAGGAUUUGAAUGUCAUUUAUGUGAGAUCGAACAUUUCUUCUAUUUAUUUGAAUUUAAAUCCAAUUUUCAUGAAUUCACAAAUUACAAAUGGAAAUCAUGAUAAUGAGAAAUUGGUGAGAAGUUCAACCAUUUCACAAAAAGAAAAAUUAUUAAUCUUUACAUUUAAUUAUCAAUUAUUGAAAGCAAAUAUCACACACUAUACCUCUAUCAAUGACACUCUUCACAACAAUUCCACCACUAAAACCCCCCUUAACACCAAAACUCUUAACACCAAAACUCCCCUUAACACCACCAAUACUAUUAUUCAUAACACCAAAACCCUUAACAACACCAUGAAUUCAUCCAAUAGAGACAUGUAUUAUGAAGAAAUCAUUCAAGUGACAUUAGAAGCUGAAAGAAUUCUCAAUGCUAGUACUAGUAGUAGUAGUAGUAGUAGUGAUAAGGAUGAUCAUAAUCACUACACUUCGACCAUAACGACUCAUUACACAACUGUGAAUCGAGAAGAAGAAGAAGGUCUCGAUUCUAAAUUAAUCAUUUCCAAAUCCUUUAUUGUGAAAUUAGUGAAUCAUGAAUCCUUUGAGUAUAUUCAAAACAAGUUUAAAAAAAAGAGAGAAGAACAAGAUAUUAUGGCAUUAACUGAAAGUGAAUAUUCUCAAAUGCAACAGGAUGUUCAUUAUUCUUCCAAAGUCAUCAUUCCAACCCUAAUAACCACAAGCACAACUAGUAGUAGUAGUAUGAAAAGAUCCAUAGUACAGAAUUCUAGUGGUGGUAGUUUUGGUGGUGGUGUUAGUAAUGGUUCUGGUGCAUGGAGUGAUGGUCAGAGUGGUGCAUUGAGUAGUAGUAAUGGUAUGACUUUUCCUUCAACAACAACAACAAGUUCAACCACCACUGCAUCGACUACUACCACUACUACUACUACUACUACUCCUUCUCAAACAACAACUUCCUCUUCAACAACAACAACAACAACCAACACUGCUGCUGCUGCUUCAUUGACUACUACUCCUUCUCAAACAACAAGUGGUGGUGCCACUACUCCUACUCAAACUACGACCAAUAUGAACAAGAGGAGUAAGAGUCGUAGUAGUGGUAGUAGUAGUGGUAGUAGUAUGGGUAUUAGUGGUAGUAGUAGUAGUGGUAGUAGUAGUGAGAAGAAAGACAUGUUGCAGAAAAAUCAAUUGGACAAGAAUGAUCCAACAACAACAACAACAUUACCUUCUACCACCACCAUCACCACCACCACCACCACCACUGAAAUUGAUGAUCUUUCUGAUGUGGUAAUGGUGGCGGCUGAUAAAAGUCCUACUAGAAGAAACACUAUCGACCGACAAUCGAGUCAAAGUGGUGGUGGUGGUGAUGAUGAUGUGGAGGAGGGUAAUGAUGGCGAUCAUGAUCGUACUACUACUACUACUACAACUGCUACUACUUCUAUGACUUUAGAAAAGACUCCAAAGACUCUGAAAAACCCCUCAAAUCCUUCUUCAAAAUCUCGGAAUUCCAAACGACCAUCUAGACAUCAUGAUUCAUCAACACGAUCCACAUGGACUCGAAACAAAGUCUCUAAAAAGAAGAAUCCAAUGAUGCCAGCUGAGUUAGUGAAUGAUGAUGAUGGCGAUGGUGAACAAGAACAACCAAUGAAAAAGAAGAAUCGAAAACAAAGUGAAUCGAUUGUUGAAGAGGAAUUAAUGGCCUUAAGAAAUGCUCUAAAAAGAAGAAAACAAAGAAAAUUAUUGAGUAUACCUAAGGAUGAUACUUUAAAAAGAAGAAUUCACAAUACUGUGAGUGAACAUUUUCACUAUACGAAUGAUGGCGAUGGUGAACAAGAACAACCAUCAUCAACAUCAUCAUAUUCAUCACUAACAACACCACCUCCAACUUCAUCCCCAACAUAUUCAUCCCCAACAUAUUCAUCACUAACAACACCACCUCCAACUUCAUCCCCAACUUUAUCCCCAACAUAUUCAUCCAUUCGAAUUCCUAUUGUUCAAUCUCAUCCAGAAGAAAUUGUAAAUUCACUUCGUCAUCAAUUAUUAGAAAAAGAAUUUUCUCAAAAAACGUAUAAAAAUAUGAAAAAGAGUAUUGAAAGACAAAUUCAUCAAGAUCAAAUUCAAUACAAUAGUGAUCACAAUGAUGAAACUUCCUCACAACAACACUCAUCACCCUCUGCUCGUCGAUUAUUAGACAAAUUUGGUGAUUCCUUAAUUCAUGUGAACAAAUUACUAAAUAAGGAAUAUGGAAGAGCUUCAAGAAAAGUACCAGCUCACAUGCCACAUAUGAUUGAUAAGGAUAUUAUGAGUGAAUUACAAAAGAAAUGGGAAUAUGAAUUUAAUGUGACAUCUUCCAAUCGAUUCCGUUCCUCAAAUGAUAUGCAAUAUACAUUUACAUAUUUUUAUUAUUUAAUGCAUGAAGGAAUUCCAUACAAUGCAACAGAAUUCUUCAAAGAGCAUGUGGAUACGAAUCAAGAUGAUAUUAUGGAUGAUUAUGAAAUUAGAAAUUUAGCAAAUAUCAUGUUUAACAAGUACAAAAUAUCACAAGACAAGGUCAAUGAAUUGUCAAGAAAUAUUACAAAAAAGAUGAAUGAUUGGAAACGAGUGAAUGAAAAGAAUGAAUUGGAUCAAACUGUGAGUGAGAAGAAGAGUGGUAAUAGUGGUGAUGGUGGUAAUAGUGGUAAUAGUGGUGAUGGUGGAAAUAGUGGUGAUGGCAGUACAACAAGUGAUGGUGGAAAUAGUGGUGAUGGCAACACCACCACCACCACCGAUUCAACCUUUUCUUCUUACUUUUCCAAUUGGAAACGUGGAACUAGUUCAUUUGGUUCUUGGUCAUCCUAUGAUUCUUAUAGCUCAUUUAAGGAUUAUUUGAAAUCAGUUCGAUCUGUCUUGUUUGGACAUUUAAAUUAUACAAAUUUGGUCAUGUCUAACUAUGAUCCAAAUUACAAGACAAGAACAAGACCAACAUUUGAUGAUUUUGUGAAUAGUGGUUUGAGUGAUAUUGUGAAAACUAAAGUUCACAAAAGUGAACAACGUUUCCCAUACACUCUUGAAGAUUUAUCUGAAGUUGGAUUUCACAUGAUUAGAGAUGAUUAUGAUAAGGUUGGAGAACAAUUAGAUGAAUUAACAAGAAAGAGACCUAAAUUUAUUUGUCUCAAUGAUGAUAUGAAUCAAACAAAACCAAAUAUCGAAGUUGUUGAAUUACUUCAUAAUUUCUAUCGAUGGUAUUUCCCAAAACCAUCUCAAUUUGAAUUACCAGAAGGAGAAGAGAACCCAUUUCUAUACAUUGAUCAAUUGCAACAAUAUCAUGAUAUGCAAAGAUAUUCCAAGUAUGCCUACGAUGGUGUUGUUGUGACUGCCAUUUGUUUCAUUUGUUGUUGUGGUUUGAUUUUGAGAAGAUGUAUUGUUGCUAACAACAAGUCGUCGAAUCGAUCGAGUGGUAGUGGUGUUAUUGGUAGUGGUGUUAUUGAUAGUAACAGUAGUAGUAGCAUUAACAACAGUCGAUCCAUGCAACAUCAGCAUCACACCAGUAAUAGUCCACAACACCAACAUACAGGAGGAUUCUUUACCCAUUCAGCCACCUCCACUGAUCAUCAAUUACCUUCUCAACAAGGUCUUCAUGUUACUGCUCACAAAUCUCAUCACCAAUAUGGUGGUGAUCAUGAAGAAGUGUAA